CUUCAAGUCACAGACUCACGACUUAGUAGCGUUCCAAGCUACCUAACGUUAACGCUGUUUUGAUUAGAAUGUGCUGAAUUACUUUACGUCGCCUAUUUAUGUGUAUUUAUUUAUAUUUCUCACCGAAAAAACUGUAACUGGGAGUACAACGAUCUGGUACGAGUUCCCGAGUAGGCCUUUAGUAAGAAGGUUUAAGAAGGUUGUGAAACCACGAGUUACGGGCUACCUGGAAGGGGACAAUGGUGGAAGGCGACAGUAGUCACCACUCAGUCAAAUACUAACACUGGUACAUGUCUGGUGGUUAGACUGCAUUGCGCUGAGAGGAGGCAGGUUGUCAAAACAUCUCAGAAGUGAUGAAGACGUUUACUUCUCUCCUGGACGGAUCAUUUUAAUAACUUUUCUCCUGUUUCCUGAAACUAUCCUGGGGAGAAGAUGAUGUAGAUGAUGAUGAAGAUCCUGCUGCUGAUCAUCAUGCUGACCUCCUGUGUCUCUGGAACAUUUGUAGUGAAUGUGACCCAGAGCUCCUAUCAGGCAGAGGAGAACCAGGACAUCACACUGGAGUGGACCUUCACAACCAACAACCACACUUCCUCCAACUCUCUUAUUAUCUUGUGUCAUCUGUUAACUGAUCUCAGACCCUUAGCACUGUUUUAUCUCCAUGGAGGAGUUGAGGUCCCAAAGUCUCAGGAUGAACAGUUUGCAGGACGAGUCCAGUGGGACAAAGACGUCCUCAGAGAAGGACGAAUCAGACUUCAUGUGUCCAGACUCAGGAAUAAUGAUUCAGGACUGUAUGUGUGUAAAGUGUUCACGAGUUAUGGGAGGAGCUCUGGUAAAUGUUGGCUCAAUGUCUCUGUAGAGCAUCGUCUCACCUGUCCUCAGACCAUAGAGGCAGCACAAGGAGAUGAUGCCAUUAUACAGUGUCAGCUGGACCCCCCCGUCGACUUGUCUGACUACACGCUGGAUGUGACGAGACUCGACCUCGGUAUCUAUGGUGAUGUCUACUCCUAUCGACGGGGAGAGGACCAACAGGAUGACCAGAUGGAUCGAUACAGAGACAGAACAACUAUCAACCAUGAAGACCUGAUCAGAGGCAUCGUGACUCUGAAGAUCUCCUCAGUAACUCUGUCUGAUAGUGGUCCAUACAAAGUCUACAUCAAAAAGCUGCGAGCCCGUUCUGUUAUUAACAUCACUGUUGGCUCUGCAAAGGAGGAAUCUGUCUGGAAAAUAGUGCUGGCCAGUGUCUUUGGUGUUGGUACUGCUGCUGCUGCUGCUGCUGCUGUUGUUGUUGGUGCUGUUGGUGUUGGUGGUGUUGGUGGUGUUGGUGGUGUUCUUCUUCUUCUCCUGGUGAAACGUGGAGUCAUCUGGAAGAAGAUGUAAGCAGCAGAGACGAGUGAAACGAUGACAUACCUGAGGCCAGAGGACGAUGUCCUGUAGACCCACGCAGCGCUGCAGGACACGGUCUGAGAGACUCGGUGGUCCGAGACCAUAAAAACACAUCCAAACUUCAUCAGCUUAACCCUCUAUGGCAGGAAAAUUAGCUCUUGAUCUAAAACCUGGUACUAUGCAUCUCUCCCCUUGGGGUUAAUGUUUAUUGUACGCUGUCCCUGUUUCUCGUGGGUUAUUGUUUCAAUCUGUCUGUUUUUGGUAAAGCACACUGAUUUCCUGUUCUGUGUUAAAAACCUCGGGAAGCAGUUGCUGGUGGAGGUAAAACAGAGGUGAAGGUCACAUUUCUGGAACGUAGCUUUUGGUGACUCUUGCGUAGGCCUCCAGCGAUGUAGGACUUGAAGGUAUACAGCUUCAUUUGUUCCUCCUUUCUCAUGUUUGUGCUUUCUCGAUCUCUCCGGUAGAGAAGCCAGGUGGUCACGGUGAUCAUAUCCAGGAAGAGGAACACCAGCUGCUGGUACCACUUCUUUGAUCUGGUUUUGGUCCGGUACAGUGCAGUCAGUGAAUCAAGCAGAUCCAGAACCUUCCCAAUGGUUUUUAUUCUAAAGAUCCACGUCCGGCUCUCUUUAGGUCAGUAAGAGGAACUCUUGUAAACCAGUUGUCGGAGUAGAGCUUGUAGUUCUUUAGCUGAGCCAGGCGGAGAACAACGAUGCCACGUGCUCCCAUAUCUACGACAGCAUUAGGGCCACAUCAAGGGGAAAAAAACAAAGGAGGAAGAUUUAUUUAUUUAUUUUGCAUUUCCAGAAUAAAGUCGAAAUGUCGAGAAUAAACUUGAUAUUUUAAGAAACGUUGGACCAAACCUAAACCAAAGCUGCUAGUCUUCUACUAAAUGCCUUGUGAAGGCCUAUAUGAACUUGUGAAUUUAUACUUCAGAAUCAGUUUUAAUAACAAGGAAAUUAUUCCUCUUUUAGCGCAUAAACACAGUAUGGUGAUAAGGAUUAGGACUUUUAAGAGAUGUUGCCGAAAAUUGGGUCUGUUCAGAAGGACGAACCACACAAAUUGGUAGAGGUGGCCGUAUUCAAGGCUGCAAACUGAAGUAGCUUUGUAAUGGACAGAUGCAAUAAGGGUAUCCAUGGUUACACCUACGCAUAUGUUGUAUCACAAGACCCAAUAAGACAACUGAUCAAAUAGUUUGAUCCUGAAGGAGUGGAGGUCAGGCGAGGAUGUAACCUGUAGCCUAUCUGUGAUGUUGGCUACAUGGCAGCUGGCCUGGUGGACAGUCGCUCUAAUGUGAUUUAUU
Messenger RNA from Perca flavescens (yellow perch), 2683 nucleotides. RefSeq lists its product as uncharacterized. The record is from RefSeq and is a predicted model, not a curated record. Gene Ontology annotation, molecular function: signaling receptor binding. The transcript is spliced from 6 exons. Gene Ontology annotation, biological process: regulation of cytokine production; T cell receptor signaling pathway. Gene Ontology annotation, cellular component: external side of plasma membrane. Lineage: Eukaryota; Metazoa; Chordata; Actinopteri; Perciformes; Percidae. The coding region runs from base 442 to 1377 and encodes 311 amino acids.